AUGGACAUCCCACACUGCACAGCCAUCCAGAGGCCGGCGAUAACCACACCCUGCGUCGUCGCUCCCAAGCGUAGCUGCCACCGUGUGCACCCUCGAUGUUCUACUAAUGAGCUUUGUACUCUAAAACAUGGACAUCCCAUGUCGAGGUUUGGACCAGUCACCGGCAAACACGACACUAGGCAUGCGAACAGGCCCCGCGGAGAAACCACCAUACUCAGUUCUUGA
This is a messenger RNA of Penicillium roqueforti, 225 nucleotides long. RefSeq lists its product as uncharacterized. The record is from RefSeq and is a predicted model, not a curated record. The coding region runs from base 1 to 225 and encodes 74 amino acids. The transcript has 3 exons. Lineage: Eukaryota; Fungi; Ascomycota; Eurotiomycetes; Eurotiales; Aspergillaceae.